CCCUUUUCUCUCUGGCUCAGUCAGUCUGAGUUCGGCCUGCUGGGAGGAGGACACGGAGCGGAGGUGAGGAGGGGCGAAGGAUGGACCCUUGCCGGCUGUACCAUUUGACUAUGUGGGCAGCUUCCUGCAGCUGGUCAUGCCUCAAUGGACUACCAGAAGAGAUGCAGGCCCACCCUCAGCAGGGGACUCGCACGCAGGCCUACUCCAACGCCGGCUACAGUUCCUUCUCUUCUCCCACAGGUUCUGAGCAGAGCUGUAAGGCUUGUGGGGUGCACUUCAACAACUCCUCCCUGAAGCACAUCUGCUUGGACUGUAAAAAGAAUUUCUGCCCAGACUGUUCGCAUCAGCCCGAAAGUGGCCCCUGCCUUUGCCUCCUCUGCGAGCGGUUCCACGCCACGAACUUCCAGCGGGAGGAGCUGAUCAAGAUGAAGGUGAAGGACUUGCGGGACUACCUGGAGCUCCGGGAGAUCUCCACAGAGAUGUGUCGCGAGAAGGACGAGCUGGUGUUUCUGAUCAUCGGCCAGCAGCACCCCGUCCCCCAAGGGGACAGGACUACUUGGGCCACGCUGUUUACGGCGGACUCCACUGUGACGCAGCCGGACUUUGAGGCUGUGCCGCAAACCAGGUUGCCGACCCUACCUACCUCAAUGGAUGUCUCUCCAGCGUUGGACUCGCCAGAUCUGUCCUUGGAGUCAGAGGAGGCCGCCCCCCCCCAGGCAAAUGGGCGUGUGCCACCAAGCCAAGAAGACAUGGCGGAAGUCGAGAACGCAGCCGAAGCACUGACUGAGGAGGAGGAGCCGCAGUCCACCGACUCGGAGGAUACCUUGGUUUUGGGACGCAGGGCCUCGCUCUCGGACCUGACGAGCGUGCAGGACAUUGACGCCCUCUCGGUGCGGCAGCUGAAGGAAAUCCUCGCUCGCGACUCCGUGGAUUAUAGCGGCUGUUGCGAGAAGUGGGAGCUGCUGGAGAGGGCGACCCGCCUGUACAAAGAGAAGGGCCUUCAGCAGCUGGUUUGCGGCACAGACGCUCCAAACGCUACAUCCAGUAAUGCCGCGCUCCCCGGCUGGGAAGAGAACCUCUGCAAAGUCUGCAUGGACUCGGCCAUCGACUGUGUCCUCCUGGAGUGCGGUCACAUGGCGACCUGCACGCAGUGCGGAAAGCAGAUGAACGAGUGCCCCAUUUGCCGGCGGGACGUGGUCAGGGCCGUCCACGUCUUCAGGUCUUAA
Heteronotia binoei (common prickly gecko) is the source of this 1226-nucleotide messenger RNA. RefSeq names its product E3 ubiquitin-protein ligase rififylin-like. Gene Ontology annotation, biological process: protein K48-linked ubiquitination; negative regulation of extrinsic apoptotic signaling pathway via death domain receptors; proteasome-mediated ubiquitin-dependent protein catabolic process. Gene Ontology annotation, molecular function: ubiquitin protein ligase activity. Gene Ontology annotation, cellular component: plasma membrane; cytoplasm. Lineage: Eukaryota; Metazoa; Chordata; Lepidosauria; Squamata; Gekkonidae. The record is from RefSeq and is a predicted model, not a curated record.